Dermacentor silvarum is the source of this 1384-nucleotide messenger RNA. Its product is annotated as serine/threonine-protein kinase haspin-like. The transcript is spliced from 2 exons. Gene Ontology annotation, molecular function: histone H3T3 kinase activity. The record is from RefSeq and is a predicted model, not a curated record. Gene Ontology annotation, cellular component: cytoplasm; nucleus. Gene Ontology annotation, biological process: intracellular signal transduction; mitotic cell cycle. NCBI's taxonomy places the organism in Eukaryota, Metazoa, Arthropoda, Arachnida, Ixodida, Ixodidae. The coding region runs from base 28 to 807 and encodes 259 amino acids.
AAGAAGUGCGAAGAUUCGACCCCGUGGAUGCGGUACUACAACCGGCGCCCCCGCACCCCGCCGCCAAAGGAGGCCGCCUCCGCGUGUGACGUGGUCCUCCCCACUUCUCCUCAACCGUCUACCAGCAAGGCGGGCUUCCCGGAGCCGCCUCGCGAAGCGCAGCAGCCUGAUGACAGGCGAGUCAAGUUCCCACGGGUCGACGGCUCGGUCUUCUCGAGCUUCGACGACGAGGACACCACGUGGGUGUCUCCAUUUUGGCGCAUGGCGCCCAUGUACAGCUCCUACACCCGCGCCAAGUACACCUCGAUCAUGUCUCCAUUUUGGAGACAGACCCGACAUUUUGGAGACAGCUUCGACAGCGACGCCAAGUACACCUCGAUCAUGUCUCCAUUUUGGAGACAGACCCGACAUUUUGGAGACAGCUUCGACAGCGACGCCAAUUACACCUCGAUCAUGUCUCCAUUUUGGAGACAGACCCGACAUUUUGGAGACAGCUCCGACAGCGACGCCAGGAGCGUCGUGUACAUCUCCGACACCGACAGCGACGCCGGGAGCGUCGUGUACAUCUCCGACACCGACGUCGACGGGGGGAGCCCGCCGAAGGCGUCGGAGCGCCACGUCCACGACAUGAGCUCGGACGACGACGCCGGCGCGAGCGGGCGUCGUCGCACAUCCAGCGACGAGUCCAGCCGCAAGCGAAGCUUUCAUCGCACGCCCGCCGUAACGCCGAGAAACCGCAGCGGAGCAGUGGUGACUGGGAAGCCUAUCGCCCGCACACCAACGUGCUGUGGCUUCACUACUUGCUGACGAAGUUGUUGAAGAAGCUCCCCAAGACAAAACAAGUCGCGGAUGUCGUUGAGCCGUCCACUCCUCGCGGCCGACUGGCCGCCUGGGAGGACGUGAUCCUGUCGUUCUCGUCGGCCGAGGAGUUCGUGGCACAACAGGUCAUCCCCCAUCUCGAACGCGACGCCGAGGCACCGCGCAGAGCGAGGCGCGUGCAACGGCCCCAGACUGAGGAACCGCGCGCCAUGAAUCUUCGCACGAGCCGCUAAGUGCGCCGUCGUCGUGCACUAGCGAUACAUAAAAAAAGAAACUAAAAAAAGUUCUAUAUAAUAUAUUCAUUUUAUGCGAGGUUCUGCAAUGUUGUACAAUUUAUCGGAGAAGGCUGCUGAUAUCCUUACAGAAAUUUGUGUUCGUUAAUUAUAUUUUGCAUCACAUAAAUUUCUUUGUUUGAAAGAUUGCGUGCCGCAAUUCCAACUUUACCUUUGUAAUUGUUUCGUAAAAUAAAGAUGAUCUUUUAUUGUUCACUUUUAUGUUAAUAAUUUUAUAUUUUAAUUAUUUAUUCCGAAUUUAUUUAUUGACCGAAUAAAGAUAAUGUUGAAUA